AUGAUUAUGACACAGGUCUUGGAGCUGGGGUGUGGAAAUUCACAGUUGUGUGAAGAAUUGUAUAAAGAUGGGGUUACUGAAAUAACGUGCAUUGAUCUGUCCGCUGUUGCAGUGGAGAACAUGCAGAAGAAGUUACUGUCUAAAGGUUUUAAAGAAAUAAAAGUUCUGGAAGCUGACAUGCUAGACCUGCCUUUUAGCAACGAGUGUUUUGAUGUUGUUAUUGAGAAAGGAACCAUGGAGGUACUGUUCGUUGAUAGUGGUGACCCAUGGAAUCCACGGCCUGCAACCGUAACCAAGGUCAUGAAGAUGCUUGAGGGUGUACAUAGGGUUUUAAAACCAGAUGGCGUUUACAUCUCAAUUUCCUUUGGCCAGCCACAUUUCAGGCGCCCUUUCUUUGAGGCUCCACAAUUUACCUGGUCUGUGGAGUGGAGUACCUUUGGUGAUGGAUUUCACUAUUUUUUCUAUACAUUGAAGAAGGGAAGAAGAUCAUUGGAUGAUAAAGGAUCUAGUAAAGAGAAGUUAGAGAUCCCGUCUAUUUGUCUUUUUCAAGAUGAAUUAGAGGGUGAGGAUUAUCUUUUUCGAACCAACAUUGAUGAGCUCAAUUGUUAA
Prunus armeniaca (apricot) is the source of this 609-nucleotide messenger RNA. The record is from the annotation of a GenBank genome assembly. NCBI's taxonomy places the organism in Eukaryota, Viridiplantae, Streptophyta, Magnoliopsida, Rosales, Rosaceae.